This is a messenger RNA of Hirsutella rhossiliensis, 1428 nucleotides long. RefSeq names its product reverse transcriptase. NCBI's taxonomy places the organism in Eukaryota, Fungi, Ascomycota, Sordariomycetes, Hypocreales, Ophiocordycipitaceae. The coding region runs from base 1 to 1428 and encodes 475 amino acids. The record is from RefSeq and is a predicted model, not a curated record. The transcript has 3 exons.
AUGUCCGCUGCUUCCGUUCUUUCUCAGCUGCGAAGUCUCUUCGAAAAAUCCGAUCAUCUAAUACCCAAACUUGACAGGAUUUAUCCGACAGAGGAGCAAUGGGAUAACAUGCGCGACUUGAGCGCGAAGCUCGCGGCGACAGCGACGACGAUCCAACAAAGAAUCCGAACCUUGGAACAAUCCCGAGCAGACAGAGCAUGGAAAGAAAGCGAGGGGCUUCGAUCCCAUGCUUUGGCAUGUAAGGGUGACAUUUUGGCCAAUGGUCGGCUGAAGCAAUCCCCGGUGUUUAGAAGGAAUAUUGUCACUAUAUUCGAGGGGCCAAAGGACUCCAAGUUUGACACUGAGGAUAUCAAAACCCGAAAGGUCACGACGCGGCAAAGAUGUGCACAAAUCCGGCUUCUGAGCCCCGAUGGUAUCAUUUCAUGGGCAGUUGCCUUCGCGCCGAGUCUCUGGGCUGGAGGAUCCAUGGCCACGGAUAUCUUCAAGUGUCUCUUAGACGACGUCGAACCAGAUUGCCAUCCUUCGUGGCCGUUAGUGGUGAGAGAUACAUUACACACGCUUCUGGAGGACGAAGAGGCCCUGCAAGGAUCUUUGGAAUACCGCAAACUUCUGAAAGCAUACGACACUCCGUCAGGGACUGGUCUGCAGAGCCAUAAAAAGCGGAAGCGGCUUGGAGACCACUACGAACCUUGCCCCCUGCCCCUCCUCAACGCCAGCAAUACCAAUGAAACGUUCCGAAAUGCCUUUGUUGCUAACCCAGCCGGUCUCAUGAAAGAAGUCUUCCUCGUAUGCAAUGCCGCAUACAGUAUGCAAGCGGUAAUCGAUUCACUACGUGCCUCGACCACGACGACAAUAAGGGACAUGGAGGACCUCCAAACCCGCCUAGAAAACACGCUCAUUUCUAAAAGUGAUGGAGACGCAACGAUCGCCCGUCUUAUGGCAGAAAAUGAAGCAUACCUAAAGAUCAUUCAGUCAAAGGAGCUUCACACCGCACACCAGAACACCCUGAUCCUGAGGCCUUCACCGGAGAGGACCCACGCUUCUGCCGAAUUUCUCCAGCACCUCGAGUUGAAGCUCGAAAUGAAUAAAGAUUGGUGGAACUCGGAACCUCAACGUAUGGGAUAUGUCGUCUCAUGCCUUAAAGGCAAAGCACAUGACCAAGUCCGCUACAACAUUAAAGAUGGGGUGGUUCUCUUCGACGAUGUCAAUGCCAUAAAAAGCACCCUUCAGUCAGCCUUCGGGGAUAUUGACGCUAAAGCUACCGCCCAACUCAAAAUCUUUGACAUGAAACAAGGCCAUAGAUCCCUUACGACAUUCCUCCCCGAAUGGUAUGCCGUCGCCAAGCUCACCGACUGGGAUAGUGGGGCGCUCAUUGCUCACCUCCGACGUGCCCUCCACGACAACGUUAUCUGGAGACUUUCUCACUAA